AUGGUCAAACAAGAUAAAAUAUUGAUGGGUGGUGAAUUAGAUGAAAUACUUUAUAAUCAACGUUUCCUCGUAGAAAUGGCAAGAUUCUUUUAUAGCAAGGUUGAAACAUUCAAAGACAAGACAACGCUUAAUUUGGCCGCCAAACGCUUCUCAAAUAACAUCGCUUUCACUGGCCUCACUAUAAAGAAGGCAGAAAUUGGAUGUAUUAUUGCUGUUCCAGUCGAUCUACCAAACCUUAUAACGGCUGAAAAAAGACAUUGCCAGAUUUAUGGCUCAAACGACUUGUGUAAAAUUAGUGUUGUCGGCUAG
Funneliformis mosseae is the source of this 309-nucleotide messenger RNA. The record is from the annotation of a GenBank genome assembly. NCBI's taxonomy places the organism in Eukaryota, Fungi, Glomeromycota, Glomeromycetes, Glomerales, Glomeraceae.